GCUGCUGAUUGGUCAAGAGACCGCCGCUCUGCGCAGCGCCGGCUCCGCCCCCCCUCGGGUGUCUGUGGUGGGGCUGCGGAGUCGCCGAUCCCGCCGGAAGCGCCAGGACAAUGGGGACCCGGGACGACGAGUACGACUACCUAUUUAAAGUGGUGCUCAUCGGGGACUCAGGCGUGGGCAAGAGCAACCUGCUGUCGCGCUUCACCCGCAACGAGUUCAACCUGGAGAGCAAGAGCACCAUCGGCGUGGAGUUUGCCACCCGCAGCAUCCAGGUGGACGGCAAGACCAUCAAGGCACAGAUCUGGGACACUGCUGGGCAGGAGCGCUACCGCGCCAUCACCUCCGCGUACUACCGCGGCGCGGUGGGGGCGCUGCUGGUCUACGACAUCGCCAAGCACCUGACCUAUGAGAACGUGGAGCGCUGGCUGAAGGAGCUGCGCGACCACGCGGACAGCAACAUCGUCAUCAUGCUGGUGGGCAACAAGAGCGACCUGCGGCACCUGCGAGCCGUGCCCACCGACGAGGCCCGCGCCUUCGCAGAAAAGAACAACUUGUCCUUCAUUGAGACCUCAGCCCUGGAUUCCACCAACGUAGAGGAAGCGUUCAAGAACAUCCUCACAGAGAUCUACCGCAUCGUGUCACAGAAGCAGAUCGCUGACCGCGCGGCGCACGAUGAGUCCCCCGGCAACAACGUGGUGGACAUCAGCGUGCCCCCCACCACCGACGGACAGAAGCCCAACAAGCUGCAGUGCUGCCAGAACCUGUGACGCCCCGCGGCCGCGCGCGUGCACGUCCCUCCUGCCCGGCGUCCCGACCCGGGCGAGGCCUCCAGGCGGCCGGGAAGGCGGAGCCCGCAGCCGGGAGCCGGGUGCCCCGUGCUCCAGGUGGACUCCAGGGCGCCGUCUUCCGGGCCGCCACGCCGCCGGGAGAGGACCCCGCCCGCCCGCCCGCCCCUGCACACAGCGCCCCGUCUUGUCCCCCCGUCUGGUCAGGAACCUGUUUUCGAGUGAAGCAAUAUCUCCGUGUUUUGUAUAUACAACCGCUCUUGUAGCCUUUGGUUUUUGUUACUGUAGAGAAACACAGAUUCUUUAUACACUUUGUAAGAUUUACGGCAGACCCCCGCUCUCGGUCUCCUAUUCUCCCUUGGCCCCUGCACUGUUGCCCGUUACUAAAAUGUAUCAGCCACUUCCUGUACAGUA
Molecule: messenger RNA, 1199 nt
Organism: Heterocephalus glaber (naked mole-rat)
Lineage: Eukaryota; Metazoa; Chordata; Mammalia; Rodentia; Bathyergidae
Gene: Rab11b
Product: RAB11B, member RAS oncogene family
Molecular function (GO): GTPase activity; GTP binding
Source: RefSeq, a predicted model, not a curated record